AUGCCCCACCUUCCUCCUGCGAUGCGUGCUGAAUUGUAUUUUUAUCGCGAGAAGGAGAGCGUGGAAAUCCUAAGCCUAGAGCUUAUCACCCUCUCAGUAAAGAGCGUGGAGGCCGAGACCGUGCGAGGCGUUCGUGUAACCGUCAGCGGAACGUGCCAGGUCAAGGUGGACGCCUUCACACACGAUGACUUGUCGCAGAACCUUCCGCAGAUCACCUUGGCGUGCCAGCACUUCCUCGGAAAGGUCAGCCAGUCGUUUGCGUGCUCCUCGAUUAGAUGGCUGGUUCUGAGUUGUUUCCUCACCGCCGACCAAGUCCACCAAGCGCUUCUCCGGACCCUGGAAGGCCACCAGCGGCAGAUCCUCGGUACCCUCACCGUGGAGGAGCUGUACAAGGCGCGUUGGUUGUGCUUCCGUACCUGGAGGCGUUUGCGGGCUGUUCGGGAUCGUGCAGCAUUCUCCCAGCGUGUGCGAGAGCACAUCAAGGAGGACCUGAACAACAUGGGUUUCGCCCUCGUGUCCUACACCGUGAACCAGGUCCUCGAUUCCACAGGAUAGUGAGUGUACGCUCAUUUUCUCGGCUCUCCCAAACAUAUUUUUAUUUUGCGGACGAUAUGCCACAUGCCAGCUCAGUCAGUGCGACAAUCGCGGUCUCUGUUUUCCAGCCCAAUAUGCCUACACAUGAAAAUAGGCGUGAAUUUUUCCCGAGAACAAAUUCUACGGUGUACGCACAGCUCCAGUGGGUUGUUGCGUGUGAACGUUCACAAAGAUAUAGUUUUAUGAAGGGCGAAUCGCUUUUUGCACUGGUUUGGGGUUCUGGGGGGGGGGCAUAUGCAUGCGCGAAAAGUCUCGCCAUCGAGAUCGAUAUCGUUUGGAGGCGUUGUCGUCUCGGGGUGUGCUGUUUCGUUCGACCGAUCCAGCGCUCUGUACAUUUCAAGCGUUUCGUUUCGCCCUGAGUAAUGCCGAUAUAUUGCGGUGCGACUAGAGUAAAGGUUGUAGCAGGUGGGGGCUUGUCGUCUCCGUUAGGGUUAGCUCAAAGUUAGCACUUCCACAUUUACCCCGACCUUGCUUCCCUGCUUGGGCUUCUUCCCCCUCCCCCCCCCGAGAAACGAUGCCUACCGUGUGAUCGUGCGGUCAUGACCAGGCCUCAUCGACUUCUCUCUACACUCUAGCGCGCUCUUUGUCCUGUUUGAAUGCGUUGGGUGGGCUACUUGGCCGUUCUUCUCUCAUGUGGCCUGACUCGGUUUCUAUACUCUCUGUUGCGUGUGCGUAUCACUCUGUCUCGCUCUGCCUGUCUGCCGGUCUGUCCUUCUCUCCGCCUCUAUUCUGUCCGUCGCCACCUCUCUUUCGGAACGCCAUCCCGGCUCGGUGACCGGUAUCCCCUGUUCGUCAAUGGAUGGCAUGCCACCUUCCUCUCUGCGUAACCUUACAGCAUGGAGGCCCUCGGUGCC
Molecule: messenger RNA, 1448 nt
Organism: Ectocarpus sp. CCAP 1310/34
Lineage: Eukaryota; Phaeophyceae; Ectocarpales; Ectocarpaceae
Source: the annotation of a GenBank genome assembly